This is a messenger RNA of Solanum stenotomum, 734 nucleotides long. Its product is annotated as transcription factor MYB7-like. The annotation marks the transcript as partial. Lineage: Eukaryota; Viridiplantae; Streptophyta; Magnoliopsida; Solanales; Solanaceae. The transcript is spliced from 2 exons. The record is from RefSeq and is a predicted model, not a curated record.
GGCUACUAAGAUGCGGCAAGAGUUGUAGAUUAAGAUGGGUGAAUUAUCUUAAACCGGGACUCAAUAGAGGAACCUUUACACCCGAAGAGGAUGAUCUUAUUGUUCGACUUUAUACUCUUUUGGGUAGUCGUUGGUCCCUCAUUGCCGGAAGAAUACCUGGUAGAACAGACAAUGACAUCAAGAACUAUUGGAACACGAGUCUCCUCAAGAAACUCAAAGCACAAGGAAAUGAGCCGCGGAAAUACAAAUCUCAAGCAAAAAAAAGGAGAAGGAAAAAGGAAAAACCGAAUGUCUCUUCCCAAAUUAAUCGAAAAAAUAACGACGAAAAUAAGACGAGGAGGAAGAAGAAGGAGAAGAUUGUCGAAAAACAUAAUAUUGAAGAUGAAGUAGCAACAAAGAUAGAGGAGCAACCACAUACACAGAAUUCCACGCAAGCAGUAUCAGAUAAUAAUCACAAUUUCACUAGUAAGUGCAUAUGUUCUAGCAAUCAAGAUGGCACAAGUAGUGCAACCUCUACUAGUGAAAUCCAUUCUUCAUCUCAAAAUAUUGAAGAUCAAAACCAAGAUGAAAUUUUUGAGAAACUUCAAGUGAUAGAUGAAUUACUCCUCAAUGAUAAUUUCCUUUUUCCACCCCAAAAAUGCAUAGAGUUCAAUAAUAAUGAAAAUUAUAUGUUAUUUGAGGAGGUCUAUGAAGAGUAUUUUCAACUUGUUUAUGAAAAUUCAUGUCAUUUUUGA